AUGCCAGGGUACGGGAGCCUUUAGUUGCUAGAGGAACACCCCCAAUGUCUCUCACCCUUGCCCUCUCCUCCGCCACCACAAUCACCGCCCCUUAACCAUGACUGGGCCAUGAACCCACCAUUCCACUCCCCAAUCCCACCACCAUUACAAAACUCCGACCAAAAACGACGGCGAGAACAACAAGAUUACCAACCCACCGAUCAUCACCAUCAUCGUCUUCACACCACCAAUAAUACUAGGUCCGAAUGGGACUUCUCUCUCUCCACUGUCGUCUCCUCCCCCACCGCCUCCACUGGCGGCGCAAUCUCCAACACUCUGGGAGUCAUCGAGUUCGACCCGUCGGAGACGAUUCUAGCCACCGGAGGCAUCGCCAGGAAGAUUAGAAUCUACAGCGUCAGCUCUCUGCUGCGAAGUGAUGAACAACCUGGGAACGACGUCGUUUCUUUAGACCACGCGGCUGCAUGCGACUAUUACAUUUGCACUCCCGCCAAGCUCAGCAGCCUCCGCUGGCGCUCCGGAUCGGGAGGCCGGGUCCUUGGGUCGGGGGACUACGACGGCGUCGUCACCGAGUACGACCUCGAAUCCCGCCUCCCCGUCUUCGAGCGCGACGAGCACGGCGGCCGCCGCGUCUGGAGCCUCGACUACUCCAAUUCCGAUCCCAGUCUCGGAGCAUCCGGAUCCGACGACGGCACCCUACAAAUGUGGGACCCGCGGUGCGACGGCGGCGACUCUGUGGCCAGAGUGGUUCCAUCUGAAGCGGGCAACCCGGUCUGUUGCGUUGAGUUUAAUCCCUUCGGCGGGCCCCUCCUGGCUGUCGGAUGCGCUGAUAGGAGAGCCUACGUGUACGACGCGAGGAGAAUGACGGCGGGACCGGUUUUGAGCUUCGACGGCCACGAUAAGACCGUGACGUACGUGAGGUUCCUUGACAGUCGUACGAUGGUUUCGGCCGGGACAGACGGGUGUCUAAAGAUGUGGAGCGCAGAAGACUCGCGGGAAAUUCGGACGUAUUCGGGUCAUACCAACAACCGGAGCUUUGUCGGGUUAUCGGUUUGGAGAAGCGGCGGGCUUCUCGGGUGCGGGUCGGAGAAUAAUCAGGUGUAUGUGUACGAUGUUAAGUGGGGUGCACCCGUUUGGGUGCAUGGGUUUGGACCAAUGGGAAGCGAUGACCGGGGGUUCGUGAGCAGUGUGUGCUGGCGGCAGAAGGGCGAUGAGGACCAGUGUACCCUCGUGGCGGGUGGAUCCGAUGGGGUUUUGCAGGUUUUUGAGGGUAGAAGAAAGUCAUUAGAUUUGGAUUAA
Messenger RNA from Argentina anserina (silverweed cinquefoil), 1296 nucleotides. RefSeq names its product WD repeat-containing protein RUP2. The record is from RefSeq and is a predicted model, not a curated record. Lineage: Eukaryota; Viridiplantae; Streptophyta; Magnoliopsida; Rosales; Rosaceae. Gene Ontology annotation, biological process: response to UV-B. The transcript has a single exon. Gene Ontology annotation, molecular function: protein binding.